AAGCAAGCUGUUUCAAUGUCCCCACUCGGCGGACGGAUUAUGUUGACGGAAGUAGACGUGGAUUUUGUGAUGAGAUCAGAGCCAACCUUUACAGUAAACUGAUACAUCUGUCACAUUUUGACGUCAAAGAAGCUUACGUGUAACUAGUAACUCAUAACCUGAACAGGUGCUUAUUUGGCCAGGAUUAUUUUUAUCGCUUGACUGUAAUUUACCAGUGUCAAUGAAAAUCUAGCUGGCAUCAUAAAGCCAAUGAACUGCCGUUCAUUGAAUCAAUACUUUUGUAUAAAAACGGUUCGGUCGAUUAUAAAACAAGCUGAUUGUCAUUUAUGCGCGCAUCGAAGAAACGUCAGCCAAUGACCGCUCCACUAUGGAUAGGCAACAUGAAAGGUUUGAAUGUUGCUGACAGGAAUCGAACGCUGUUUUCAACUAGAUUUAUCCACUGAUAUAUAGUACCGUAGAUCCAGUAUAUUGUAUUUUUAUGUCGUAAUAGUCCAUGGAGAAGAUGUCUCCAAUUCCUGCAAUUCCUCUUAUCAUCAACUGUUGUAUGUCUGCACUUGGGUGCAUUGCAACAGUCAAACUGAUUCCUGCUUUUAAGGAUCAUUUCAUAUCUGCCAGACUCUAUGGCAUGGACCUAAAUAAAACCAUAAAGAAAGAGGUGCCUGAAUCGCAAGGUGUAAUCAGUGGUACAGUCUUCCUCAUCAUUCUCUUCCUCUUCAUCCCUGUCCCCUUCCUCCAGUGCUUUAUGGGGGAGCAGUGCCAAAAGUUCCCUCACAAUGAGUUUGUGCAGCUGAUCGGUGCUCUGUUGGCCAUCUGCUGCAUGAUAUUCCUGGGCUUUGCUGAUGAUGUUCUGAAUCUGCGAUGGAGACACAAGCUGCUGCUGCCUACUAUGGCCUCCCUGCCUCUACUCAUGGUCUACUUCACUAACUUUGGCAACACUCUCAUUGUCGUGCCCAAACCUUUCCGUGUGCUGCUGGGGAUGCAUCUGGACUUGGGCAUUCUGUAUUAUGUAUAUAUGGGAAUGCUGGCUGUAUUCUGCACAAAUGCCAUCAACAUCUUGGCUGGUAUUAAUGGCAUUGAGUCUGGGCAAGCUCUCUUCAUAUCUGGCUCCAUCAUCCUCUUUAAUAUACUGGAACUCAAUGGAGACUACAGGGAUGACCAUGUUUUCUCUUUGUACUUCAUGAUUCCCUUUUUUUUCACCACAUUAGCCCUCUUCUACCACAACUGGUACCCUUCCUCUGUGUUUGUGGGAGACACGUUCUGUUACUUUGCUGGAAUGACGUUUGCAGUGGUUGGGAUACUCGGCCAUUUCAGUAAGACCAUGCUGCUUUUCUUCAUCCCCCAAGUCAUCAACUUCAUAUAUUCUCUGCCUCAGCUGUUUCACAUUAUUCCCUGUCCCAGACAUCGCCUGCCUAGGUUACAAUCUGACACGGGAAAGCUUGGCAUGAGCUAUUCCAAGUUCAAACAGAAGGACCUGGGAAAAUUAGGGCAACUUAUUCUGAAGGUGGCAGAAACGUUAUGGCUACUGGAUGUGCGUAGAGGGCAGGAAGGAGAUGAUGAGUUUAUAGAGUGUAACAACAUGACCCUUAUCAACCUGGUACUAAAAGUACUGGGACCUACCCAUGAGAGAAACCUGACUGCAAUAAUGCUUUUAAUACAGGUCUUGGGGAGUGUCGUGGCAUUUGGAAUCCGGUAUCAUCUUGUGCGUCUGUUCUAUGACGUCUAGACCACUCAAGCUCCUGAGAGACUUUACAACAUGCUACCUUCAUUUGAAGAACAAACAAAACUGACACAAAACUGAUUGUUAAUGAUUAUUAUACUGUCUGUCCUCUAUGGGAUCUUGAUACUACACACUGUAUUCCAGCUUCUCUGUCUGUAUAACUGCAUGGGAUGGGACAGUGUACACACAUGCCCUUAACUGUCAUUGGGGCAUGAAAGCUCUGUAGAUAAUGAACAAUGUCUGCAUAAGGAUAUCCAAUUAUUUUGGCUGACCUGAAAAGAAGGUUCUAUUCUGAAAGAUUAUUUGAUAUAUGCAGUUGUAUUUUUUUUUUUAAUCUAAUAUUAUGCCUUUUGACUGAUUUAAAUAAACCAGUGUGACAAU
Messenger RNA from Carassius gibelio (silver crucian carp), 2098 nucleotides. It is a transcript of the gene dpagt1, whose product is annotated as dolichyl-phosphate (UDP-N-acetylglucosamine) N-acetylglucosaminephosphotransferase 1 (GlcNAc-1-P transferase). Gene Ontology annotation, cellular component: membrane. Gene Ontology annotation, biological process: dolichol-linked oligosaccharide biosynthetic process; protein N-linked glycosylation. The transcript has 9 exons. Gene Ontology annotation, molecular function: UDP-N-acetylglucosamine-dolichyl-phosphate N-acetylglucosaminephosphotransferase activity. The coding region runs from base 494 to 1723 and encodes 409 amino acids. The record is from RefSeq and is a predicted model, not a curated record. Lineage: Eukaryota; Metazoa; Chordata; Actinopteri; Cypriniformes; Cyprinidae.